AUGUCCAUGCUGCCGGAAUCGAAUCCUUAUGUUUCUUCUUCCCCUGUUCCUCCAUCUUCCAUGAAAAAUAAGAAGGAGACUGUGAAGGAUGCCCUUUGGAAAUGGAGAAAGAAAGCAGAAGAAACAACUAAAAAAGCAGAGGAUCUUGCAGGAAAUAUGUGGCAACAUUUGAAAACAAGUCCCAGUAUUACUGAUGCUGCUGUAGGAAGGAUUGCACAAGGAACAAAAGUUCUUGCUGAAGGCGGUUAUGAAAAGAUUUUUCGACAAUCAUUCGAAACAAUUCCAGAAGAGAAAUUUCUAAAAUCAUAUGCUUGUUACCUAUCAACAUCUGUUGGUCCAGUCAUGGGAACAUUGUAUUUGUCUUCUGUUAAACUCGCAUUUUCUAGUGACAAUCCUCUUUUAUAUCAAGUUGAUGAAGAAACAACAAAUUGGAGCUUUUAUAAGGUGGUUAUGCCAUUGCAUCAGAUGAAAACAGUUAAUCCAUCAAUCAAUAAAGAAAAUCCAAAUGAAAAGUUUAUCCAAAUUAUAUCCGUUGAUAAUCACGAGUUUUGGUUCAUGGGCUUUGUACAGUACGAUAAGGCUGUGGCGACUCUGAAAGGCGUAAUGGAAGGGAGCGGUUAGGUUUCGUCGAUAUAUAAUAAUUUGAUUUUUAAUAUGCAUAUAUUUUUAUAGUUUCAGUUGCAUUUGCAGUACAUUCAUAUAUGUUCAAUUAAAAAUUUAUGUCUUAAUUAGUAAUUUGAGAGUUUUAUCUUCUCUCAAACCACCAUAUUUCUUGUAUUAAUAAUGAAAAUGUGGAUGUAUAUGAAAUUGUCAAUUGUCUCCCAGUGGUGAAAUAUAAAAACAAAACUAUCCAUAUGGAGGUAAUGAUGAUUUAGCCUUGUUAAUUUUU
Impatiens glandulifera is the source of this 889-nucleotide messenger RNA. Its product is annotated as GEM-like protein 1. NCBI's taxonomy places the organism in Eukaryota, Viridiplantae, Streptophyta, Magnoliopsida, Ericales, Balsaminaceae. The record is from RefSeq and is a predicted model, not a curated record. Bases 1 to 621 code for a protein of 206 amino acids. The transcript is spliced from 4 exons.